AACAAACUUCAAAAAGAACCUAACCUAAAAUCUGGCCACCUAGGCAACAUGAUAAACAAAUCUUUAAAUAGUUUGAAAGUUUGAUCGAUCGCCUUAAACAUGGAUUGGUUGUCGUAUUUGAGAAAGGCGAAAAAAUCGUGUAUGAUUGACGGCAAUUUGAAAAAAGUCCGCUACGAUUUCGAUGAUGGUAAAGUGAUGGUUGAAGAGUACAACACAGAUACUUAUGUUGUGACAAGGAGGGCUUGGAAAAGCAAUUCAAAAAUUGACAGUGACGACAAAUGGGACGUUGAAUUAGGCGAUCCCGAACCAGUUUACAAUCAAGACGACAAUUUGAUUAUUAAAGAAAAUUCUAGUCAGCCAUUUAUCACGAAACGUUUGACGAAACGCAAUAUAGAAUGGCGUAUCAGAAACUUGCCGUACAAAUUGGAAGUGUAUUCAGUAACAGCUGAUCCAGACAAUAGAUGCAUCACUGUUAGGACUUCUAACAAGAAAUAUUUUAAAAAGUUGCCCGUCCCCGAUUUAGAUCGGAUUAAUUUGGUUCCUGUACAAAAAAAUAUUUGCAUAUCUCACAAUCUCAACACUCUCAUUAUUACUUAUAAUAAACCACCAGAACUACUGGAAUUGGAGAAAGCAAUAGUGGAAGAUAUUAAACAAGUUAAUCCACCAAAUCAUGGCGAUAAUGUGGGAUGUAAUCCAAGCUAAUUUCAAUAAAACUUAUUUUUCAAAUA
Molecule: messenger RNA, 728 nt
Organism: Aethina tumida (small hive beetle)
Lineage: Eukaryota; Metazoa; Arthropoda; Insecta; Coleoptera; Nitidulidae
Product: protein DPCD
Exons: 3
Coding region: 100-702 (200 amino acids)
Source: RefSeq, a predicted model, not a curated record